Ostreobium quekettii is the source of this 2142-nucleotide messenger RNA. Lineage: Eukaryota; Viridiplantae; Chlorophyta; Ulvophyceae; Bryopsidales; Ostreobiaceae. The record is from the annotation of a GenBank genome assembly.
AUGGCAGGUCUCGUGGACAUUGAAGAUUUGAGUGUCCAGGACGACGGCGGUGCUGCCGCAGACGCGCGGGGAUCGCGGCCAGCCGUUGUGGGCCGGAGUGUGCGCGAUCCGGUCCACAAUGGGAUGGGCGGAGGGCCGGGCGGCGGUGUGCCGGGCAGCCAAUCGAUCUGGGUGAAGACCUUCGGCUGCGCUCACAACCACAGCGACUCGGAGUACCUGCAAGGGCAGCUGCAGGAGUAUGGAUACAGGCUGCUGGACGACGAUGACAGUGCCUCUGCAGAUCUUUGGCUUGUAAACACUUGCACUGUGAAGGGGCCCAGCGAAUCAGCAAUGUCUACAAUUUUAAGGGAGGGCAAGAGCACGGGAAAGAGGCUCGUUGUGGCAGGCUGUGUGCCUCAAGGGGACAGAAAGCACAGGGACCUGGAGGGCCUGAGCAUCGUUGGUGUUGCACAGAUAGAUCGGGUUGUGGAGGUGGUGGAAGAGACCUUGAAAGGGAAUGUGGUUCGUCUCCUUGGCAAGAAAAAGACACUGCCAAGGCUGGACCUGCCGAAAGUCAGGAGAAACAGUCAUGUGGAAAUUGUCCCCUUGUCCACAGGCUGCCUGGGAAGGUGUACAUAUUGCAAGACAAAACAUGCUCGUGGAGAACUGGGAAGCUAUGACUUGGAAGCCUUGGUCAGCCGGGUUCAGCACAUUGUCCAGGACCCUGAAGUCCGGGAAAUCUGGUUGAGCAGUGAAGACACAGGUGCAUAUGGCCGCGAUCUGGGCACCAGCCUUCCUGCCCUGCUGCAGCGGCUUGUUGCUGUGCUGCCCCCCGAUGGCAGGGCGAUGCUUCGGCUGGGAAUGACGAAUCCGCCAUUCAUCCUGGAGCACCUGGAUGCUAUAGCAGAAUGCUUGAACCAUCCUUGUGUCUUUUCAUACAUCCAUGUGCCAGUGCAGUCUGGCAGCAAUGAUGUACUGGAAAGGAUGAAGAGGGAGUAUACAGUGGAAGAAUUCCAGCUGGUUUGCGACACACUGCUGCGAUUGGUGCCCACACUGGAGUUAGCAACAGAUAUCAUCUGUGGCUUCCCAGGCGAGACAGAUGAGGACUUUGAGAGAACUUUAGACCUUGUUGCACACUACAGGUUUCCACACUGUCACAUCAGUCAAUUCUAUCCGCGGCCUGGCACACCAGCAGCAAGGAUGAAGAAGGUUGUGUCACAGGUUGUGAAAGAGAGAAGUCGAAAAAUGACAGCACUGGUAGACGGGUUUGAGGGGGUAUAUGAACACCUCGUGGGCUCUACCGUGCGAGUGUGGGUAGUGGACUUUGCGCCUGAUGGCUGCCAUCUUGUGGGGCACACUGAGACAUACGCCCAGGUGCUUCUGCCUCCAGAGGAUGGGCUCAUGGGAUCAGUGGUGCAUGCAAAGAUUAUGUCCUCCUCACGAUGGUCCGUUGUUGGAGAAGUCAAGGAAAUAUUGUUCAGGCCCCCUUCUUGUGAGCAUGGCAUGUCGAUACAGUCCAUGCACAACAGACCUCCAAGACAGGCCAGCCGUGCUCACAAGGCUGGCCACGUGCAAAGCAACAGUAAGGACGUUGAGGGGGAGUUGCAGAGCACACCAACACUGAAACGGUUGAAGAAAAGGAGAAAAGGGCCCUCUCUGGGCCCUGGACAGGGUAAUGGACUUGAAUCAGCUCCUGAGACUGGUCUUCGUCAGCAUCUCCAACAGGACUGUGGAAUCUGCAAUGCAACGGAAGUGGGUGGGCUCAAGGUUGGACAGAGCAGAGCUGGUGGCAAUGUUGCAAUGGGCAGGGGCCCAAAGUUUGCAGAUGACAGCACUGAUUGUUUUGACACAAAUGGUGAUCACCAGGAGAUGGCUGGUGCAACUGUCAGAGCCAUCGGGGAUGGCUCCUUGCCAGUGCUCAGUCAAGAGCCAGCCACUUUGGGGUUGAGCCACCUGUUCAAUGCGGACGAAUCAGAAACUGCAGUGAAGGUUUGGAAAAGGGAGAGUUUUGGGUGGAGAAGUUUGGGUGGGAGGAGUCUUGUGAUUGCAUGGGAGAAUGUCGUUGACGAUUUGAUGAGAACAGGAUUACUGAUGGGGCUCCUGGGCAUUUUAGUAGCCGGGCUGGCUGUGCUUUCGAGCGACACCACUGUUCAGCAGUUGUGA